CCUCCUCCGGCCCCUCGCCUCCCGCCGCCUGCCUCCGCGGCCGCCGCCUGCGGCUUUGUUUUCCUCCCAGGUUUCAUUCCCCACACGUGAUACUGUGUUAUUGCAAAGAGCUCUUCGGAGCGCGAGCGCAGGGCGCGCGCACCUAUAAAUACGGGCUGCCGGGCCGGACGGCCGGAGACCGCAGGGGCGGGCAGGGCCCGGGACCCGGCGAUCCGCGGCCGGUCGGCCAGCCAGCCAGCGAGGAAGCCGCGCGCGUGGGCCGGGGCAGCGGCGUCCCCGGCCGCAGCACCGAGGGGCGAGCAUGGCCCGCCCGCGGGGGGGCCGGGCCGCCGUGCACGCCGCCCGCGCCCCGCGCCCUGCCCAGCCCGGGUCACCCGCGCUCGCGCUCGCCGCUUAGCACUCCGGCGCCUCUCGCUUUUCCGGGCAGCGCGGAAAUAUCGCCGCAGACGGACACAAUGGCGGCGACUGCCGCCACCGCCGGCACGGCCGCCUGCAGCAGCAGGAGCAGCAACAGCAGCAGCAGCAGCAGCGCCGGCACCGACGCCGCGGGCACCAGCGGAUUGCAGCAGCCGCCGCCGCCGCAGCCCCAGCCCGCGGCCGCCGCGCCGGCCCAGCCGCGGCCGCCCGAGCCCCCCAGGAAGCCGCGUAUGGACCCGCGGCGCCGCCAGGCUGCCCUCUCCUUCCUCACCAACAUCUCGCUGGACGGCCGGCCGCCGUUGCAGGACGAGGGGUGGGGCGGCGGCGAGGAGAGCGGCGCGGCCAAGCCGGGCGCCGGCAGCGCCUGCGGCGCGAGGACUCGGCUCUGCCUGAUCGCCGCCGCCGAGCGGGGCGGCUGUAACGCGCUCGCCGCGGCGGGCACGGCGGCGGCGGUGGCAGCCGGAUGGGGCCCCUGCCUCCCGCAGCCCUCGCCGCUGCCACCCCUGGUCCCCGGCGGCCACGCUGCGGGGCCCGGCCCCGGGGCGACCCGGGGCUUCGUGAGCCCCUUGGGCGCGGGCCGGGCGUCGGGGGAGCAGUUACAGCCGCCCCGGCCGGCCCCUCUCGCCUACUGCGCUCCGCCGCAGCCGCCCGACGGGCCCCGGGACGCCGGGCAGGAGGAGUUGGAGGAGGACGAUGCCUUUUUCAGCGUGCAGGUGCCGGCGGCCGCCUUUUUAGGCUCCGGGACCCCCGGGAGUGGGAGCGGCAGUCGGGGUCGCCUCAACUCGUUCACUCAGGGAAUCCUGCCCAUCGCCUUCUCCAGGCAGACUUCGCAGAACUACUGCUCCCUGGAACAGCCGGGCCAGGGGGCCAGCACCAGCGCCUUGGAACAGUUGCAGAGGUCCCGACGUCGCCUCAUCUCCCAGAGAUCAUCCUUGGAGACCCUGGAAGAUAUUGAGGAGAAUGCCCCUCUGCGGAGAUGUCGAACUCUCUCAGGUUCGCCCAGACCAAAGAACUUUAAGAAGAUUCAUUUUAUCAAGAACAUGCGGCAGCAUGAUACCAGGAAUGGCAGAAUAGUCCUUAUCAGUGGCAGAAGAUCCUUCUGUAGUAUAUUUUCAGUGCUGCCCUAUCGUGACAGUGCCCAAGUUGGGGAUUUGAAGUUGGAUGGAGGGAAGCAGUCCACAGGUGCCGUGAGCUUGAAAGAGAUCAUUGGACUUGAAGGUGUGGAGCUGGGAGCUGACGGGAAGACUGUUUCCUACACGCAGUUUCUGUUACCCACAAAUGCCUUUGGAGUCCGGAGAAAUACCAUAGACUCCGCCUCCUCCUUCUCCCAGUUCCGUAACCUGAGCCACCGCAGUCUCUCCAUAGGACGCGCAAGCAGCACCCAGGGGAGCCUGGACACAGGUAGCGACCUGGGAGACUUCAUGGACUAUGACCCAAAUCUCUUGGAUGACCCCCAGUGGCCUUGUGGCAAGCACAAGCGAGUUCUGAUCUUUCCUUCGUACAUGACCACAGUAAUCGACUAUGUGAAGCCCUCAGAUCUCAAGAAGGACAUGAAUGAGACCUUCAAGGAGAAGUUUCCUCACAUUAAGUUGACACUCAGCAAAAUAAGGAGUCUGAAGCGAGAGAUGCGGAAGCUUGCCCAGGAUGACUGUGGCUUCGAGGAGCCCACAGUGGCCAUGGCCUUUGUCUAUUUUGAGAAGCUCGCCCUCAAGGGAAAGCUGAACAAACAGAACCGGAAGCUUUGUGCUGGAGCGUGUGUACUGUUAGCAGCCAAAAUCGGAAGUGACCUCAAAAAACACGAAGUCAAGCAUUUAAUUGACAAACUGGAAGAGAAGUUCCGGCUGAAUAGACGAGAACUGAUUGCCUUUGAAUUCCCAGUGUUAGUGGCCUUGGAGUUUGCUCUCCACCUGCCGGAGCACGAAGUCAUGCCCCAUUACAGACGCCUGAUCCAGAGCUCCUAGCACAGGCCCCAAGGAGGAGUAGAGACCACUUCCUCUGAGCCCAUGGAACAGCACUUACUACUGGAAAUGCAAAAACAGAACUCGACAUACCAACCUUUUUUCUUCUCAACAUGUUUUUGGGUAGAAGCAGUACUGGAAACUUUUCAGGGAAUCCUGGUCUGGCUAGCCGGGAUGAGCCGGGAGUGGUUUAUUACACAGCAGGGGAAGGGAGACCUGUGCAGAAGGUGGCAGAAGGCCUUUUGGCUUUCCCCUGGUAAGAGUUCCCCACUGUCCCCACCCUGGGGUUCUUCCCUGGGCCCAUCCAAACCUCGAAAGCAUGGUUCAGGGCCUCCCCUGCAGACCUGAUCCAAAGUUCUAGAACAGAGUGGGGAAGAGAAUUUGUAGCAGCUGGGGGAGAGCUUUUAAAAGAUACCCUCACUGUAUCAAAAGAGUGUGCCAAUCUGUUUUUGUGUCAACUCUUGGAAG
Molecule: messenger RNA, 2843 nt
Organism: Lontra canadensis (Northern American river otter)
Lineage: Eukaryota; Metazoa; Chordata; Mammalia; Carnivora; Mustelidae
Gene: CABLES1
Product: Cdk5 and Abl enzyme substrate 1
Exons: 10
Coding region: 456-2378 (640 amino acids)
Biological process (GO): nervous system development; regulation of cell cycle
Cellular component (GO): cytosol
Source: RefSeq, a predicted model, not a curated record